Rotaria sp. Silwood2 is the source of this 381-nucleotide messenger RNA. The record is from the annotation of a GenBank genome assembly. NCBI's taxonomy places the organism in Eukaryota, Metazoa, Rotifera, Eurotatoria, Philodinida, Philodinidae.
AUGGGUUGUUCACAAUCAAAAUCUAAACUAUUGUUGAUCAAAGCUAUGGGACCGGAGUCUCGUCCAAGAUCUAUUAAAUUACAUUUAUCACCUAAUCAUCAAUCAGAUCGUAUCGUCGAAGAUUAUUUCAUUAUUUGGUUUCUCGAUGAUUCUUCUAUAGAAGUUAAAAAUCAAGAAGCUAAGUUACGUCAUGUCGUUUCCACUGUAAAAAUCUUCCUCACUGUACUGACUAUGGAAUCAUUUCUUGAUUCAAUGCGAAAUUUACCUCGAGUUGAAAAAAUUUACGUUCUCGACUCGUCUUUUCACGAUGCCGAAAAAACUAUGGAUCUUGCUGUAUCAUCGAAUAUUUUUUAUAAUAUUGAUAAUCUUUGCAAACAAUGA